GCGGACGAGUUGAAAUCAGUACCAUAUCAAAACGCGGCCGUACCAGUCGCGUGUGAUUUGGUUUUUUUUUCUUCACGGCCAUAUCGGAAAUUUCCUGGCACUUUGCUAAAAAGAAAGAAAGUGUGUAAUUUGAAAAUGUUCUAAUUCUUAUUUUUUAAAUUUUGAAUUGUGUGUGUGUGUGUUGUGAGACGUGUUUUUUUAAUUGACGACGUAUAAAUAAAUUGAAGGUUAAGACAAUGUCAAUAUGGUCAAUCUCGUCCAAACGACGUUGCUUGUCCUCGCCGUAGCCUCCGGCGCCAGCUGCCAGUACUUCGAUUUCUUCUCUGCUCUACAACCGCUGCUUCAAUACACGACUCCCAGACCACAGCACAUUGAAUACACGACUAAAAGGCAAAUCGUACAGAACACACGAGGCCAAACCAGAACAGAUGUCAGCAAACGCAGAGACAAUUAUAGCGUAAAUAGAGAUACUGUUAUACCAGUAGCUGAAUUACUCUAUGAACAAACAACGAGAAGAACAAGCAAUAAAAAUAUACAACCGAUACUAUACGAGGAAGUUACAAGAAGACCAGCGAAUAAUGCCAAUAGAAAUCCUGGUAUUGUGUACGAGCAAACAACCAAACGACCGACAGUAAGAACAACGACGAAGAAGACGACCACCACAACUCGUAGAAAUAUCUCGUCCUCCAACAAUGUAAGAGCCACUACACGAAAGCCAAACCAAGCUAUAGUCUUCCAAGAUAACAAUUCUAAUAAUAAGCGUCCGAAUCAAUCCAAUAAACAAAAUAGCAACGACAAAAUAUACUAUCAAGAUGGAAAACUAAAUACAGUAUACAACUAUGAAACUACAAAAUCGUAUACGACAAAAUCUCCUUUUGUAUUCGAAGAUUCUUAUCAACCGAAUAGCUAUGUGACUCAGAAUCCUUACAAGCCAGGAGUAAAGCCAGCAGUGACUAAUGGUGCUCCUAUAACGAAUAAGCCAGUUACUCAAAGGCCUUUCUCGAAACCAUACGAAGAUGACACAUCGGUUACUCCAGAACUGAUAUUCGGUCCUAACGAGGAUUAUAUGAGCAACGUUGACAAGAAGAGGUACAUUGAGCUGGCGGAAAAGAUGUGCGACAAAUACAAGGCGCUGAACAUAAAGCAGGUGGAAGCAAUCCCUCUUCUUCCGUCUCCCAAUUCAGUGAAAGUAAACGUGUCAUCUUGUACGCCAUCGAACGUGCCUCUGGUGGUGGGUGGUAAGGUGGUGACCAUUCAGGAAUUCCCGCAUAUGGCGUUGUUGGGCUGGAAGAGAGCUCAUGGUAGCGGGUACUACUGGAAGUGUGGUGGAUCUCUCAUCAGCGACCAGUACAUCCUAACAGCUGGUCACUGCGCCUACCAGGACAGGGACAACGCUGUUAUAUCUGGUCCACCAAGAGUGGUUCAGCUCGGAUCCUCGUUCCUAAACGACCGCAACGCGAAGGUGGUGCGAGUGGCGGCCGUCUACCGCCACCCCAAGUACAAGCAGCCGAAGUCAUACUACGACAUUGCCGUGGUGAAACUGGCUAGCCCUGUCUCAUUUUCAGACAGCAUCAAGCCCGCAUGCCUGGGAGUACCACCGGGAGUGGGGCAACCGAUCAUCGCAACCGGAUGGGGGAGAACCGAAUUUGGGGGUGACCAAUCUAACGAACUCCGAAGCGUGUCCCUUCCCAUCUGGGACAUAGAUGAAUGCUACGACGUUCUAGGAACUUCUAGGAAGAUCCCCAACGGCCCAUCCAGCGACAGCCAGAUCUGUGCCGGAGAGAAGCAAGGAGGAAAAGACACUUGCCAGGGCGAUUCCGGUGGCCCAGCACAAGUUCAGGAGGGCUGCAUUUGGAGGGUGACCGCAGUUACUUCCCUCGGAAGGUCUUGUGGAGCACCGCAAACUCCGGCCCUUUAUGCCCUCGUCCCAAGGGUAUUCGUAUCAGCCAUAGCCUUCGACCCCAGCGAGAACAGACACAAGGAGCAGAGAAACACCAAUCAGAACUACCAACCUAACAACAACAGAGAACAACGAAACAACUUUAAUACCAACAAUAACAGAGAACAACGUAACAACUUUAAUACUAACAAUAACAACAGAAAUGACUACGAUACUAACUCAAACAAUCAAUACUAUAACACAAAUAACCAAAGACAAAAUCAGGAUAAUAAUAAUCAGAGGAACAAUUAUAAUGAUUAUACAACGCAGAGAAAUUACUAUGUACAAGAUAGCUAUGAUAGGAAUCCGUCCAGAUUUGAUAAUGGUAGGGAAAGCCAAUACUACAAUAGUGGUACCAGAGUAUUUUGGCAGAAGUAGAUCGAAUAAAGCAAAGAUAUCAUCAACAAAAAGAAAGCAAAGUACCAUCGGAGAAAACAAUACAUAGGCAAAUUGCGAACCUAUAGUGUUUGGUCGAAUUAUGUCAAGUCAAUGUUAAUUCUUUGAGCCUGACUCAACCAGACCAAAUUACGUAGAUCCUUCAUUUGCUUAUAAAUUGAUUUCUCUGAUAGUAUAAUAAACGAAUGAACCACACAAACCACGUGAAUCUUUCUUUAGGAUUUCCAAAAGAUUGAAAUCUUCGUGAAGGAACUAUAUUUUCUUUGCCUAAUUAAUAUACAUAUCCUUUUUAUCCCUCGGAAUCCAGCUUAGUCUGUUCCUCCUCUGAUUUACUCAGAGGAUCAAUGGAGGGACCAAAUAUGAUCCACCAACCUUGCAAGCUGCAUCAAUUUUGAUAAUUGGUAUUUAUUGCUAAAGUUUUUAUACAAGUUUAUGUAUUCGCUAACGCUUCUGAUUGGUCAAUAUCAAAACAUUGUCCAAUCAACAACAAUCAACACCGUUUCAGAUAAACCCCUUAAAAAACCUCAGAAAUCAAUGUUUUAAAUUUUCUACGAUAAUAAUAUUGUUCGCAUCGUUAUGCAAACUACAUCCAAAACACAAUGAAUAAAAUUAAUGCAAUUUUCUUUACAUUUAUAUUAUUAAAAAUACUUUUUGGAUUAAGUAUUUAAAAAUUAAAAUGUAAUACUUUGAUAUUGGAAUAUAUUGAGUUAACUUAAACUCUCUAUUUAAUCUUUUUUAUAUUUUAGCCAUAACAUAAUUAUUAUUUUAAGUGCCUAGACU
This is a messenger RNA of Aricia agestis (brown argus), 3115 nucleotides long. Its product is annotated as serine protease filzig-like. NCBI's taxonomy places the organism in Eukaryota, Metazoa, Arthropoda, Insecta, Lepidoptera, Lycaenidae. The record is from RefSeq and is a predicted model, not a curated record. Gene Ontology annotation, molecular function: serine-type endopeptidase activity. The transcript is spliced from 9 exons. Gene Ontology annotation, biological process: proteolysis. The coding region runs from base 245 to 2317 and encodes 690 amino acids.